Molecule: messenger RNA, 2866 nt
Organism: Haliotis rufescens (red abalone)
Lineage: Eukaryota; Metazoa; Mollusca; Gastropoda; Lepetellida; Haliotidae
Product: serine/threonine-protein phosphatase 6 regulatory ankyrin repeat subunit A-like
Exons: 1
Coding region: 310-2574 (754 amino acids)
Molecular function (GO): protein binding
Source: RefSeq, a predicted model, not a curated record
CGUACAGCCAGUUCUGACAGUGACCUCCACGGCGCCUGUGUCCCUCCAGUUCCUCCUCAACGUACAGCCAGUUCUGACAGUGACCUCCACGGCGCCUGUGUCCCUCCAGUUCCUCCUCAACGUACAUCCAGUUCUGACAGUGACCACCAUGUCGCCUGUGUCCCUCCAGUGGCUCCUAAACGUACAUCCAGUUCUGACAGUGUUCUCCACGUCGCCUGUAGAACGGGCAAGUUGCAGCAAGUGCAGCACUUGCUGUCUGGUGGCCAAGCGGAUGUCAACGCUGAAGGAAAGGACGGCAGGACGCCGGUGAUGCUAGCAGCAUGGUAUGGCCACAAGAAGGUGUUUGACUUCCUUGUUAGUAACGGCAGCGAUGUAACUCAAGUGAGCGAUGAUGAUGACAACAUUCUGCAUUUUGCAUGUUUGGGAGGUAAUAUAGAGAUAGUGAAAUAUAUCCUGGAACAAGAUUUUAUUGACAUAAACAGUCGAGGAAAGUUCGGGAGAACCCCAGUUAUGAAAGCAGCAUGGGGAGGUCAUGUGACCGUGUUUGACCUUCUUGAAAGGGUAGGAGCUGACCUGUCCGUAGUGAGCGAGCACGGAGACACCAUCUUACACUUAGCAUGUAACAGAGAUAAUGUGCCUAUGGUGAAGCACAUCCUGUCCAAGCACAUCGUCGGCGUCAACUGCCGGGGUAAGAGCGGGAGGACGCCUGUGAUGAUUGCAGCGAUGUUUGGACACAGGGGCGUGUUAAAUGUACUUGUUGAUAAAGGUGGUGAUGUGUCACUCGUGGAUUCUAACGGUGAAAACUUGCUCCAUGUGGCGUGUCGGGGAGGAAGUAGCAGCAUGGUGCUGCAUUGUCUCUCUAAACGCAUCGCUCGCAUCAACAGUAAGACAAGAAACGGACAGACGCCAGUGAUGUUAGCAGCUGAGGGGGGACAUGGAGGAGUGUUUGAUUUGCUUGUCGGUAAAGGAGCUGACCUGUCAUUAAAGGAUGGUCACAACAACAACAUACUACACCUGGCAUGUAGUGGGGGUAGUGUGAAGAUUGUACAGCGUGUCAUGUCAGAAAACAUUGCUGGAGUCACAAGUAUAGGAAGCAAUGAUCGAACUCCUCUGAUGUUUGCAGCAGAAAGGGGUCAUACAAAAGUAAUUGAUCUACUUAGGGCGCAGGGAUGUGAUUUAUCCGUAUCGGAUGUGGACAAUAACAACCUCCUCCAUAUAGCCUGUCUUGGCGGACACAUAGAGAUGGUUCUAUAUGUCCUAAGAUUGGACCUUUGUGACAUGAACAGUAGAGGGAAGACUGGACAGACACCCCUGAUGUUUGCAGCUUUAAGGGGAAAUAGAAACGUGUUUGAUGUCCUCGUAAGUAAAGGUGGUGACCCAUCCCUGGUGGAUGAUGACGGUAACAACAUUCUCCACGUCGCCUCCUUAGGGGAAGAUGUAGAGAUGGUGAAGUAUGUCCUCUCGCUAAACAUCGUUGACAUCAACAGUGGAGGGAAGUACGGGAGGACGGCGGCGAUGCUUGCAGCGGAGUCUGGACAUCGGGAUGUGUUUUACUUCCUUGUGUGUAAAGGCAGUGACAUGUUGUGUGUUGAUGACAAUGGAGACAGCAUCCUCCACGUGGCCUGUAUUGGAGGACAUGUGCAGAUGGUGGAAUGUAUCGUCUCACUGGACAUUGUGGACAUCAACAGCGGGGGGCAGUACGGAGGAACGCCGCUCAUGUCAGCAGCUGAGGGGGGACACCGAGACGUGAUGGACUUGCUCAUCAGUAGAGGUGGAGACGUGUCUCUGGUGGAUGACUACAACAACAACAUCCUCCACGUUGUCUGCAUCGGGGGCAACACAGACAUAGUCAAGUAUGUCCUCUCAGAGCAUGUUGUGGACAUUAACAGCAGAGGCGAGUACGGGAGAACACCCGUCAUGAUCGCAGCACGCUGGGGACAUAAGGGCGUGUUUGAUCUCCUGGUAAGCAGAGGUGCAGAUGUGUCACUUGUAAAUAACCACGGGGACAACAUCCUCCACGUGGCUUGCUAUGGGGGUCACUUGGACAUGGUGAAGCACAUUCUUUAUAAAUAUCAUGUAAAUCUCAACAUCACAAAUCAGUACGGAAGGACAGCAGUGAUGAUUGCAUCACGAAUGGGCCAUUUAGGUGUGGUAGACCUGCUUGUAAGAAGAGGAGCAGAUGUGUCUCUGGUGAAUCACAAUGGUGAUAACCUGUUACACGUUGCCUGCAGCGGGGGGCACCUGGAGAUGGUGGAGUAUGUGGUUCUGCGCGACAUGGUCGACAUAAACGGUGUAGAACAUGUUGGGAUGACACCGCUGAUGUUGGCAGCAAAGAGUGGACACAUUCAGGUGUUUGACUUCCUUGUCAGUGAAGAAUGUGACGUGUCUGUGUUGAAUGUAAACGGGGACAACAUCCUCCACGUGGCGUGCAGUGGGGGAGAUGAGAAGAUGGUGAAACACAUAAUCCAGCUGGACCUUGUUGACGUGACUGCCAGGAACCAUUUCGGGUCCACAGCAGCAAUGGUAGCCAGGGAACACGGCCACCAGGGGCUCUCGGACAACAUGCCAAGUUGAUGAUGGCCAGUACUGCUGACCACUUUGUCACGAUUGUGGUCAAACAUCAACUGAAUGGAGAAACUAGCGGGGUCCUUUGACGAGAAACACAACAUAUUUUGUGUCCAUAUAUUUAUGAUAUAAUUUACCAUUUUCAUCCUUUUUUGUGUGAUUCUAUGAUUGUACGCUUGUAUUGUAAACACUAUCAUGCAAUCUGUAAACUAUAGCCAACUAAUCACAUCGGUGUGUUUGUCUCUGUCGCCCACCUUGAGGAAGGUAUUACAGAAAGUAACAAUAAAGCUUUUGUUGAGAG